AUGCCUCAGGACGCCAGUACGAGUGUUGUGAUCUGUGGAGAGGUCUUCAAGUCCUUGGCUGCUCAAAAAGAGCACAAGAGCACCCACAUGGAAAACGGCGAGUACCUGUGCUCGGAGUGUGGGUGGGCUUUCGCCUGGAAAUCGGCACUGGUGAGGCACCUAAAGACCCACAGCGUGGAUGCUGACAAGUCAGAGGAGUCUUACAAAUGCCCUCGCUGUGAUUUGGGUUUCAGCUGUGUCAGCUACCUCAACAGGCACCUCCAGACUCACCAAGAAGAAAGAGUUCAUGCCUGCAACUGUGGAAAGAGCUUUACCUACCGGGCAGCUCUUACCGCACACCAGCGGAUUCAUCAGAAAGAGCGGCCACACAUAUGCACACAGUGUGGCAAGGGCUUCCUCUACAAGGGUGGUCUGCUGAGCCACAUGAAGAUCCACUCAGAGGAAAUGCCAUUCAUGUGUUCGUUCUGCGGCAAGAGCUUCAAGAGAGAACGCGACACUAAUCAGACACGAGCUGACGCAUUCGGUGAGAGGCUGUACCUCUGCUCCGACUGUGGGAAGGGUUUCUUCUCCCACACCGAGCUUUUGAAGCAUGAGCGAUUCCACACGGGCCACAAGCCCUUCCAGUGCCCCCACUGCGGUAAGAAGUUCACGCAGUCUUGCUACCUUACCAUCCAUCUGCGCUACCACACUGGAGUCCGGCCGUACUCCUGCAACGAGUGUGACAAGAGCUUCCUGAGCGCCAACCGCCUGAAGAGACACCAGUGA
Molecule: messenger RNA, 765 nt
Organism: Archocentrus centrarchus (flier cichlid)
Lineage: Eukaryota; Metazoa; Chordata; Actinopteri; Cichliformes; Cichlidae
Product: zinc finger protein 502-like
Exons: 2
Coding region: 1-765 (254 amino acids)
Biological process (GO): regulation of gene expression
Cellular component (GO): nucleus
Source: RefSeq, a predicted model, not a curated record